UCCCAAAUCCUCACCUCCACUCACGAAUUCAAGCAACUCCAAGAAACGCACGCGCUCGUCCACGCCCAACUCCUCAACUCUGUCAGCAAUGUCGAGUUCCAGCAACUCCAGGAAGCAAACAAGUCACUGGAGACCCAGCUUGCGUCAAAGCUCGUCGACAUUGACGCCGCUCGCUUGCGGCUGAUGCAGGCCGGAGAAUCCAUCCGCGCCACACAAAGCCGCCAUGCCCAGCUUCAGCAGGUCUCUUCGCAGGCGCUCUCCGACUCUGCACAAAAGCAGCGCCAGCUCGAAGCCCAAGUGCAGCAGCUGCAAGCGCAGCUCCUGUCUGCAACGCAGGAGAUGGCCACCAAAGAGGCAGAGUUGGAGGCCGUCCGAGUUGAGCUCUUUGCGGCGCAGUUGGCUGGUCGCCCGGGCACUCAACCAGCGCAGAGCGUCUCGGCCGCGGCGUUUGCCGAAAUGGAGGCUGCAGAGGCUGAGGCCGCGGCCAACAGGGUUGAGACUCCGCAGCUGCCCAUGCAUUUCGUCCUGGAACUCACCGGCAACUUUACGCCUCUGGCAUGCCUUGGCUCUGGUCGCACUGGCGCCUACUACCAGUGCAUGAUGGGCGAUCAGCUGGUGGCCGUCAAGAGGCUCCUGCCGCAAGAGUCCGCCGAUCCCACCCAGUUCCGCUCGGAAAUCGAGCUCCUCGCCCGCCUGAGCCAUCCGAACGUGGUGCCCCUCUAUUUUUACGCCGAGGAAGGCAGCGACCGCUGUAUGGUGUUUGAGCACAUGAAGCAUGGAUCGGUGAGAGAUCGCCUGUCGCUCAAGAACAACACUCCUCCGCUGAGCUGGCAACAGCGUCAUGCCAUUGCUGUGGGCGUGGCAGAGGCAAUGCGGUUUGUGCAGCAAGCCAUCCCUCGCAGCCCCGUCUUCCAUCUCAACUUGAAGUCCUCCAAUGUGCUGCUCGACAACCAUUUUGUUGCAAAAAUCACCGACUUUGGCCUGUCCCGCUCGCCGCCCGUAGCCAGCAGCAAGCACAUCUUCCGCCAGGGCAUCCAGCACUCGAUGCAGUACCUCUGUCCCGAGUAUCGCGACGAAGGCAAGGUUUCCCUCAAGACGGACGUCUUUUCGUUCGGCAUGCUGCUGUUUGAGUUGCUGACGGGCCAAGAGCCCUCGCUCAACCUCCGAGGCAACGCCCGUCGCGAGAUUCGCAGAAAUCAACACGCUCGAGCCACCUUUGACACGACCAUUGCGUGGUCGGAAGCUUCCACCGCGCAAGCCGAGCAAGUGUGCAAUCUCGCCAUUGACUGCAUGGAAGAGGCGCGCAUGUAUCGGCCGUCCUUCACCGAUGCACUUGAAAUUCUCGGCGUUGCAGUGCCAGGACCCCCGCCUGCGGCCGACGAGAAUGACGGAGCUCGCGAGCGCGAGUGCCUGAUCUGCCUCUCGGCGCCCACCACUGCCAAGCUCAUGCCGUGCAGGCAUGCCUGUCUCUGCACCGAAUGCGCCACGACCCUCAUGCAACGGAACGAGCGCUGUCCUGUCUGUCGCGGGCACAUUGAGUCGUUCGAGACUGGCAACUUUUUGCAGACCUUUGUCGCUCAGCGCAGCUGA
Molecule: messenger RNA, 1590 nt
Organism: Capsaspora owczarzaki ATCC 30864
Lineage: Eukaryota; Filasterea; Ministeriida; Capsasporidae
Exons: 1
Biological process (GO): protein phosphorylation
Molecular function (GO): protein kinase activity; ATP binding
Source: RefSeq, a predicted model, not a curated record